UAGAUCUAUCUAGCAGAUCGGGCCCAAUCUCGCACCAGUGUCGAUAAAAAGAGCGUAGCGAUAUACUAACCACUUUGACAAAACAAUAACAUGAAUGCAAAAACAAGUAGGCUUUCCAAUCUCCGAUCGUGGAUGAGGGCCCUUCCACGCCAAACCACGUUCUUUCAAGCCACCGCCCUGUGCCUUGCCUGUGCAGCUCUCGUUUCUUAUUCUCAUCCUGGCCAUGGCCAUGCCAUGUCCUCUCCCGGCGGCCGAGAUUCACCCGGCAAACUUACCCCAGAAUUACGAAGCGCAGAAGUGGAAAGUGAAGCAUGGUAUGGAAUGGAGCAACGGCUUCGGGAUGGAGAUUGGGGAUAGCAUUGUGGAGUAUGGAGAAAGGAGAAAGGAGAGAGGGCGCUGCUAGCGAGGUCAGUUGACUCUAUUUUUUCCCUGGAGACGGGCGAGCUAAGUGGUCCUCGGUGGACGGUUCAACGGACUGGGAAAAAGGUACAGUACCGGCGAUA
Messenger RNA from Mollisia scopiformis, 503 nucleotides. RefSeq lists its product as uncharacterized. NCBI's taxonomy places the organism in Eukaryota, Fungi, Ascomycota, Leotiomycetes, Helotiales, Mollisiaceae. The transcript is spliced from 2 exons. The record is from RefSeq and is a predicted model, not a curated record. Bases 91 to 357 code for a protein of 88 amino acids.